CGCGCAAAACAGGGGGAGACAAACGAGGGAGGGAGAGAAAAAAAAAGAGAAAAGGUCUUGAAAGGAAGCGCAGCCUGACACGGCGCGUGCGUGUUAUCGGGAGGAAGUAGUAUGCAGCUCAGGCGGGGCUGUUCCUCCCUCUGUCCCGUCGCUAGCGACUCCUCUGUUUACAUUCACAGCGACAACAAGCCGUUUCCAGCCCGCGGGACACCGGGCACAUUGGUGGAGUAUCUCUGACCCGGCAUGCCCCAACAGCAGCGCUGCUAACGCGGUUAACGGCGGACGAUGGCUUCGGUGCGGAUGGUCGGCAAAGUUACGGCGAGACUUUUCGGAAGUAUUCCUCGCUGCGGUCUCAAACCCUCCCGACCUCUUACGCUUCUUCACCAGGUUCACAAGCGGCUGUCUCUACUUGGAAAUUGUCACGCUUUUUCCUCCAGUACACUCGCACCCUCCAGUGACGUGUCUUUGAGGUACAAAUAUGGCCGUUUGGUCCUGGAGGUCCCGUUGCCCUCCAGGAAGGAGAAGUGUCUGUUCUUCCUCCGGCCCAUGCUGAUGAGCGUCGGGGACCUGAUCGCAGAUCUGCAGAGAGAGGACCCCGGAACCACAACCUCCAUUUUCUCCAAGGAUGGCGAGCCCGUAUCAAGCACCACGCUGAUAGACGCCCUGUUGGACAAGGACUUCCAGCUGGUCAUCAACGAUGCAGUUUAUACCGUCUGCGCUCCUGAAAAGGUGACCACCGGCGAGCAGGCCAUGGAGUUGAAGGACAUGAAGCAUGUCGUGCAUCUGCUGCACACGGCGCUCCACCUGCCUGAACACCACCUGCUGACAGAGAGACGCCUGCUGGAGAGGCUGGACGUCCUCAAGCAGAAGCUGUCACCUCUGGAGAAGAUGAAGGCACAGCUGUCCAAUACAGCAGGUUUCCACAGCUCCAGGGUCAUCUGGACCGGCAUGGCCUUGUUAUCUGUGCAGGGGGGCGCUCUGGCCUGGCUCACAUGGUGGGUCUAUUCAUGGGACGUCAUUGAGCCGGUCACUUACUUCAUCACCUACGCCACCAGCAUUGGAGUCUUUAGCUAUUUCGUCCUGACCAAACAGGAUUAUUUAUAUCCGGACGUUAAAGACAGGCAGUUCCUGCGUUACUUUUAUAAGGCGGCCGGCAAGAACAAAUUCAACGUUGAGAAAUACAAUGAACUGAAGGACGAGAUGGCUGAGGUGGAGGAUCACCUGAGACGUCUGAGAUAUCCGACGGAGUUUCAGCUUCCACUUGAACAGCUCCAGCCAAAGCCAUGAGCAGUGAACAAUGGUCACUCCACGUAAACACUCCAGAGUAAAAGCAAAUGUUCUGCUUUAUUUUGAUAAUGGUGCCUUUCUACCGGAAAUCCACAUCAUUCUGUGUUUUGUUUACAGUCUUGAUAACGAUGCCAAUUAUGUCUUUGAGGAAAGUACAAACACUGAGGACUAAUGAAAUAUAAAAGUAUUCCCAAAACUU
Molecule: messenger RNA, 1486 nt
Organism: Pseudoliparis swirei
Lineage: Eukaryota; Metazoa; Chordata; Actinopteri; Perciformes; Liparidae
Product: calcium uniporter regulatory subunit MCUb, mitochondrial-like
Exons: 8
Coding region: 286-1287 (333 amino acids)
Biological process (GO): mitochondrial calcium ion homeostasis; calcium import into the mitochondrion
Cellular component (GO): uniplex complex; mitochondrial inner membrane
Molecular function (GO): calcium channel inhibitor activity
Source: RefSeq, a predicted model, not a curated record